Molecule: messenger RNA, 1324 nt
Organism: Maylandia zebra (zebra mbuna)
Lineage: Eukaryota; Metazoa; Chordata; Actinopteri; Cichliformes; Cichlidae
Gene: aadacl4
Product: arylacetamide deacetylase-like 4
Cellular component (GO): membrane
Molecular function (GO): carboxylic ester hydrolase activity
Source: RefSeq, a predicted model, not a curated record
AUGGACAUCGGCUCGGCAAUUUUAAUAAUUGGCUUCGCUGCUCUUGUUGCAGCCUUCCUUCUUCUGGUAAUUGGACUUGUGUACGCUGAGCUGAUGAAUUCAGACGUUCCUUGUGGGGUUGCAAAUAGAGGGAAACUGCGCAUGGUUCAUGGAUUGUUUGUUGGUAUUGCAGUCGUGGCUCGGAUCCUACAUCGGCUGGGCAUUUGUCAUCAGGUUAGCUUUACCCGAUGGUUCGUGGCCUGUUUUCUCUCUCACCUGAAACAAGUUCCCGCUGGUCUGCGAGUGAAGGACAUGACAUUCUCAGAGGUGCCAGUGCGAGUAUAUGAACCUACCUCUGUGUGUGACGGCUUGAGGAGAGGUCUAAUGUAUUUCCAUGGAGGCGGAUGGAUAUUGGGAAGUAUAGAUUCUGUUGAUGAAGUGUGUCGGCAUAUUGCCAUUGAAUCUGACACCACUGUGAUAUCUGUUGGAUACCGAUUAGCCCCUGAGCACAGGUAUCCUGCCCAGCUGGAUGAUUGUGAGAAAGCAACGUGUCACUUCCUGUCUGUGGCUGAGACAGAGUUCGGGGUGGACUCUCACAGAGUGGCAGUUGGAGGGGACAGCACUGGGGCUAACCUGGCAGCAGCACUGUGCCAAAGGCUGGCGUGCAGUGAGGACCGACAUCUGCCAUUCCCUUGCGCUCAGGUCCUCAUUUACCCAGCCCUGCAGAUGGCAGAUUUCAACUUGCCUUCCUACCAGCAAAAUCAUGCUGUGCCCAUAUUGUUUCGUGGCCGGAUGGCAUUCUACUUCCUGCAAUAUCUCAAUGGAGAUGUUUCUCUGUGCCAAGAAGUGCUGGAAGGUAACCAUGUCCCCACUGAGCUCAGGCCACGCUACGAACUAUGGUUAUCCCCUUCCAACUUACCUCCUGAGUGCCUCACACGUGGUUUCUAUAAGCACCCAAGCCCAGAAUAUGAUGGGGAGGUGUAUCACGCAAUUAAAGAGGGUUUGGAACCUGAGGUUUCCCCUUUACUGGCAGACGAUGCUCUCAUUCAGAAAACCCCGCGAACCUUCAUCCUUACCUGUGAAUAUGAUGUCCUGAGGGAUGAUGGGAUUCUUUACAGGAAGCGACUUCUGGACCUGGGAAAGGAUGUCACCUGGCAGCAUGUGCUAGAUGGCUUUCAUGGCAUGAUUAACUUUUUUAACCAGGGCUGGCUCACAUUUCCCUCUGCAGUGCAAGUUGUGGAUGGUGCUGUUCACUAUAUAAAAACACUGUGAGGGUAAUAAAUAAGAUCCUGCAAUAAACUUUAUUCUACUUCCCAUCUUGUCUUACAUUUGAAUAAACAAAUGU